Molecule: messenger RNA, 144 nt
Organism: Phytophthora nicotianae INRA-310
Lineage: Eukaryota; Oomycota; Peronosporomycetes; Peronosporales; Peronosporaceae
Exons: 1
Coding region: 1-144 (47 amino acids)
Source: RefSeq, a predicted model, not a curated record
AUGGCGGAUUCGGCUCGUGCGAUCUCGGCUUUUAUCACUACGUUCGGGCUCUCCGAGUGGAAUUGGUUGCCUUUCGGAUUGAAGAAUGCACCUCAGAUCUUCCAACAGCUAGUCGACAAUGCACCAUAUGAUCCCAAGAUCUGA